GUUCAAUGUCUAAACGGGUGUGAUUAUGUGACCAAAUUAAGAUAAUGAAAUAGAAAAUUGGUUAUAUUAAUCAACUCUCUCUUGUGAUUUGCAAAGCUGAAACUCCUCUCCCCUGGGACCCAUAUCAUUAAUUGCUCCUUGUUUAAGGAAGAAUCUCUCAGAUGAGCCAAUCCAAGACAGGCGCUCUUAUUGACCACCUCUUGUACUUUUAACACUAGCUGCGAUUUUGUGUUCCGCUUGCGAUAUUUUGUGAUCCUCAUCUUCAUUCAUUCACUUGCCAUUUUCGUUUCAUUUGUUUCUUGCUGUUGGAGCUCUCAACCCAUGGCUGCUGAGAAUCAUGAAACGUCCAAUGGUUGGCCACUUGGACUACAGAUAAUGAAUAUAAGGCUUGGGUUACAACAAAGGUUACAGGCUGCGGCUCCAGCUGUGGAACCAUACUUUUUGCACAUUCCCUCUAGCAGUUUUUCCUCAUUCUCCUCUUCCAACCUUGACACCGAGUCCUCAGCAUCAUUUUUCCAAGAUAACAGCGUAUCCCUGGGGAAGCUAAUUGGAUAUGGACCAGGUGAAAGAGAAUCGUUGUAUUUACAGAACUCAAUCCAUACGGAUCAGAGCUGUAGGCUACCUGUAAGAGGUGCCUGCAACUGCAAGGAUAAAGGACGCAGUGCAGAUGCGUCUCAGUCUCAGGGGAUUUGUAUUCCUCUCCUACUAGGAGCUCUACUAAAGAUUACUGGAAACAAGAUCAAGUCAAAGCGAUUGGAAUGAAUUCCAUUCCUCUUCUACCAAAUUCUUUUCUCCUGUGUUUCAUAAGUUAGUCAUCAAUACUGCCGUCAACCGUCCAACAGCACUAUCGAAUUAACAUAGGAGUUUGAGAAACUGGAAACUCGAAUGUUAUUUUCAUUUUAAGAUGAUCAAGUUCGACAUUGAUUUCAGGCAAAUGAUUCAAAAACAAAAGGCUAGUUAUGUU
Molecule: messenger RNA, 964 nt
Organism: Gossypium raimondii (Peruvian cotton)
Lineage: Eukaryota; Viridiplantae; Streptophyta; Magnoliopsida; Malvales; Malvaceae
Exons: 3
Coding region: 322-762 (146 amino acids)
Source: RefSeq, a predicted model, not a curated record